This is a messenger RNA of Ficedula albicollis (Collared flycatcher), 1449 nucleotides long. RefSeq names its product DNA-directed RNA polymerase II subunit RPB1-like. The transcript has 3 exons. NCBI's taxonomy places the organism in Eukaryota, Metazoa, Chordata, Aves, Passeriformes, Muscicapidae. The record is from RefSeq and is a predicted model, not a curated record. The coding region runs from base 1 to 1449 and encodes 482 amino acids.
AUGCCGACUCCCAAGUCCAUCCCUGUGUUUUGUGAUGGGCCGCACGUUUCGAGGACACAAACCACGGCAGCUCGAGGGAGUCGCUGGAGCGAUCCCGAUCCCGAUCCCGCGGGACCGCGCCCGGCUCGGGCCCCGCUCCCGGGGCGGCGGGGCCGGCAGGGGGCAGCAGAGGCCGGGCUGGGCGGGCGCGGCGCUGCCCGGGAUCCGAGCAUCCGCAACCCGAGCAUCCCACCGGCCCGUUCCCGGGAUCCGAGCAUCAACCCGAGCAUCCCACCGGCCCUUUCCCGGGAUCCGAGCAUCCGUCCGAGCAUCAACCCGAGCAUCCCACCGGCCCGUUCCCGGGAUCCGAGCAUCCGCCCGAGCAUCAACCCGAGCAUCCCACCGGCCCUUUCCCGGGAUCCGAGCAUCCGUCCGAGCAUCAACCCGAGCAUCCCACCGGCCCGUUCCCGGGAUCCGAGCAUCCGCCCGAGCAUCAACCCGAGCAUCCCACCGGCCCUUUCCCGGGAUCCGAGCAUCCGUCCGAGCAUCAACCCGAGCAUCCCACCGGCCCGUUCCCGGGAUCCGAGCAUCCGCCCGAGCAUCAACCCGAGCAUCCCACCGGCCCUUUCCCGGGAUCCGAGCAUCCGUCCGAGCAUCAACCCGAGCAUCCCACCGGCCCGUUCCCGGGAUCCGAGCAUCCGUCCGAGCAUCAACCCGAGCAUCCCACCGGCCCUUUCCCGGGAUCCGAGCAUCCGUCCGAGCAUCAACCCGAGCAUCCCACCGGCCCUUUCCCGGGAUCCGAGCAUCCGUCCGAGCAUCAACCCGAGCAUCCCACCGGCCCUUUCCCGGGAUCCGAGCAUCCGUCCGAGCAUCAACCCGAGCAUCCCACCGGCCCUUUCCCGGGAUCCGAGCAUCCGUCCGAGCAUCAACCCGAGCAUCCCACCGGCCCUUUCCCGGGAUCCGAGCAUCCGUCCGAGCAUCAACCCGAGCAUCCCACCGGCCCUUUCCCGGGAUCCGAGCAUCCGUCCGAGCAUCAACCCGAGCAUCCCACCGGCCCUUUCCCGGGAUCCGAGCAUCCGUCCGAGCAUCAACCCGAGCAUCCCACCGGCCCUUUCCCGGGAUCCGAGCAUCCGUCCGAGCAUCAACCCGAGCAUCCCACCGGCCCUUUCCCGGGAUCCGAGCAUCCGUCCGAGCAUCAACCCGAGCAUCCCACCGGCCCUUUCCCGGGAUCCGAGCAUCCGUCCGAGCAUCAACCCGAGCAUCCCACCGGCCCGUUCCCGGGAUCCGAGCAUCAACCCGAGCAUCCCACCAGCCCGCUCCCGGGAUCCGAGCAUCCGUCUGAGCAUCAACCCGAGCAUCCCACCGGACAAGACAUACAGCCUCUCUAUGUGCAUAUCUGUACAUUUGCAAACGCACACACCCCCUGCAACUGCAAACCUUGUCCGGGUGCACUGUACAACGCACAUCUGA